Molecule: messenger RNA, 324 nt
Organism: Dibothriocephalus latus
Lineage: Eukaryota; Metazoa; Platyhelminthes; Cestoda; Diphyllobothriidea; Diphyllobothriidae
Source: the annotation of a GenBank genome assembly
AGUUAUUGCAGUGACGUUGCUGCCACUGGUUUAAUUCUGCUUCCGCUCUCCCUCAUCAGACAACUCCUGGCUGAAGCGGAGAAAGCUGCGACUGAUGAUUCCCGUUCGGGCUCUCAACUGCCCCACUCUCCGCUCCCUGUUCGUGAUCUGCUUGAGCAAUUGAAAACUGUGCUAGGCAGCCAACAGAAGCCCCGACUCUCUUCCGAGGUCGCAACACCUCUCAGUUUUGCAGUUGGGUCUCUGCUUGGCGAGGGUGCAAUGCAGCCGCCGGUUACGACUGAACCGCGACGGCAAGCUACCGUAGUUUCACCGGCCGCCAUUAAC